Molecule: messenger RNA, 990 nt
Organism: Beauveria bassiana ARSEF 2860
Lineage: Eukaryota; Fungi; Ascomycota; Sordariomycetes; Hypocreales; Cordycipitaceae
Product: prephenate dehydratase
Exons: 3
Coding region: 1-990 (329 amino acids)
Biological process (GO): L-phenylalanine biosynthetic process
Cellular component (GO): cytoplasm
Molecular function (GO): prephenate dehydratase activity; chorismate mutase activity
Source: RefSeq, a predicted model, not a curated record
AUGUCAUCCUCAGAGAGCAAGCCCAUAGCGGCGUAUCUGGGACCCAUUGCAUCGUAUUCUCAACAGGCAGCGCUGCAAGCCUUUUCAGAAGCUGUAUGGUAUCUGAAACCUGUCACCACUAUCGAUGAUGUUUGCGAUGAGACUCAAGACAAGCAUGUCCUUCUUGGCAUCGUACCAAUUGAAAACUCAACCAAUGGCUCUGUCGUUUUUACGCUAGACGACCUGGCGGACAGAGACGGACGUUACAAGGACUUAUACGUAAACGGCGAGAUUUACGUUGACGUUCAUCACCAAUUGCUAGGCCAUAAGAAGGCUAGUACUACCGGCCACGGCGUAAGCGGCACGUCCACGCCGACGGCAGCCGAUCCGACGCCCUCCAAGCCCAGGAGCAAGCCAUUGGAGAAUCUAGACCAUGUCAAGAAGCUGUAUUCACACCCGCAAGCUUUCGGUCAAUGUACCAAGUUCAUUUCGACAUAUCUCAAGAACGCGGAAAAGUGUGACGUCAGCUCGACCAGCAAAGCCGCCGAGCUCGUGGCCGCCGACAACAGCGGCGCGUCGGCCGCCAUCUCCAGCAAGCUCGCCGCCGAGCUGUGCGGGCUCGACACACUGGCAGCGGCCAUCGAGGACCGCGAUGACAACACGACGCGCUUUCUCAUUAUCGGCACGCAGCCCACGCUGCCGCGUGGGUACCCGCUCCGGCAGGACCCGGCGCGGCGGACCGGUACCAAGUCUCUCGUUACGUUUACGGUGCCGCACAAGAGCCCCGGGGCGCUCGCUGACAUACUGGGCUGCUUUCGCGAAUUCCAGCUGGACCUCACGAGCAUCAACAGCAGGCCGAGCCUACUGGGCCCUUUCCAGUACAUUAUCUUUGUGGAAUUCGAGGGCCACAAGUUGGACGACCCGGAUGGUCGCGUGAACAGCGCGCUGGGAAAGAUUGAGAAUAUGGCGCAAAAGCUUAGAUGGCUAGGCAGCUGGUACACUUAUAGAUGA